AUGUGCAAAGAAGACAAUUCCCAAUGGCUGCAAGAUGAAGCACUCUGUCGGUUAUACUCGGAGUAUGUUGGCAUUCAAGAUCAAGAGCAGUUGUCUACUCAUUGGGAAACCAUUCGAGCACGGCUGAAUGAGAAUGGAAAAGCAUACAAGUGUAUUGAACAGUUCAAGUUUCUAUCAUCUCGAUUGGCGACCCGAUUCUAUUAUCCACGCAUCUUGGAGCUUGCCAAACAGGAACCGACACGGAUAUUCAUUGACAUUGGAUGCUGUACAGGAACCGAUCUACGACAGCUACUGUUGGAUGGAUACCCUGGCACGUGUCUUGUUGGCACUGAUCUUUCAAGGCACUAUAUUGAAUGCGGUUACGAGUUGUUUCAAGAUCGUGACACAUGUCCCAUCCAUUUCAUCACUGGUGACAUCUUUGAUUCAAAAUUCGUCGUCGAGCAACCGUUACCAGGGCAACAACCCAACCUUGCUCGCUUUCAAAAUCAAAUCGGCAUCGUAUAUUCUGGAAGCGUGAUUCAUUUAUUACAAUCCAUCGACGAGGUUGAUGCUUUCAUCACACAAGUGACACGACUUUUGACACCUGGCGGAUUGUUUGUCGGCACCCAUGUAGCAGCAGAUCGCACAGUCUCUGUAUAUAUUCCACCUCGACAUUAUACCAAACACUGGGUUGGCGUCCACGACUUUAAAGCUGCUCUUCAACGACAUCAUUUCGGCGAUAUUGAAUUCAAACUCGAGCCGCGGUUGACAAGGGAAGAAGAAAAACCAUAUUUGGACGUUCAAUGUCACUGGCUCUCAUUUUCCGCUGUCUACUAUCCCCCUCGCCAUUAA
Messenger RNA from Lichtheimia ornata, 831 nucleotides. RefSeq lists its product as uncharacterized. Lineage: Eukaryota; Fungi; Mucoromycota; Mucoromycetes; Mucorales; Lichtheimiaceae. The transcript has 3 exons. Bases 1 to 831 code for a protein of 276 amino acids. The record is from RefSeq and is a predicted model, not a curated record.